Eruca vesicaria subsp. sativa (arugula) is the source of this 1697-nucleotide messenger RNA. The record is from the annotation of a GenBank genome assembly. NCBI's taxonomy places the organism in Eukaryota, Viridiplantae, Streptophyta, Magnoliopsida, Brassicales, Brassicaceae.
AUGCGGUGGGAAGUGGAAACAUCAUCUCCUCCUCCUCCUCCUCCACAAUUCUCCGCCAUGUUCCAGAAACUAGCCAUUGCCGUCAAAACCAAGACUUUCGAGUUCUUCACCGAAGACGACGAAAAGCCCCAUGGUUUCUCUCUCCUCGACUCCUCCGAAGACUUCAUCACCGAUCAGAAAGUCGUCGUCCUCAAACCCGACGAUGCCAAGACCAAGACUUUGGUUAAACCCAAGCUCUCUCAGAUUAGGAAGUUAGAUACCCAGAUGGGAUUGAGUCUGAUCUCGUCCCUUUUCGCGACGGUGUCCUCUUUCGAAGCUUCGUAUCUUCAAUUACAAUCCGCACACGCUCCCUUCGUCGAGGAAAGCGUCAAGGCUGCUGAUAGAGCUCUCGUCUCCAACCUCCAGAAACUAUCUGAUCUGAAGCGGUUUUAUAGAAACUAUCGACAAAGUUUGGAUCUUGAGACCGGUUUAGCUGUUGGGUCUUCGUGCUUAGAAUCUAGGGUUCAGGAGAAUCAGAGCAAGCUUAGAGCUUUGGGAACGGUUUCAAACCGGUUACAAGGUGAGAUGGACGCUAAGGAUUUGCAGGUUUGGAGUCUGAGGAACAAGUUAAGUGAGGUUCAAAAGUCUAACUCGAAGUUAUCAAAGAGAUUGUCUGCAAACUCUGGUGAUGUUCUGUUAUCAGUUAGGGUUUAUGAGUCUAUUUUGCAUGAUGCAUUGAAAGAUGUGAAGAAGUUCACUAGGGUUUUGAUUGGGCUGAUGGAAAAGGCUGGGUGGGAUUUGGAUUUAGCUGCUAGGUAUGUUCAUCCUGAGGUUGAGUAUGAUAAGAAGGGACAUAACCGGUAUGCGUUGUUGUCUUAUGUUUGCUUGGGGAUGUUUCGUGGUUUCGAUGAGGCUGAUGAACAGAGGUGUUGUUCUUCUUCGUUGAGGGAAUUGAUGCAGCAUGUGCCUAGCAAUCCCAUGGAGCUUCUUGAAAGAGAUAAAGAUUGUGCAUUCUCUAGGUUUUGCGAUAACAAGUAUCACGAGCUCAUUCACCCGAACAUGGAGUCUUCUAUAUUCAGCAACAUGGAUCAAACAGAAGCUGUGUUGAGUUCUUGGAGGUCUUUGAGCACAUUCUAUGAGUCUUUUGUCACGAUGGCUAGCUCGGUCUGGACACUUCAGAAACUAGCAUUGUCUUUUGAUCCUGUGGUUGAGAUUUUCCAAGUUGAAAGUGGAGUUGAUUUUUCGAUUGUUUUCAUGGAGAAUGUGUUGAGAAGAAAACAAGAUAAGAAGUUGUCGGUGAAUCCUACUCGAGCCAAAGUAGGAUUCACAGUGGUUCCUGGGUUUAAAGUUGGAUGCACGGUGAUCCAGUCUCAAGUAUACCUUAGUGGCUCCGAAUGUAAAUGAAAGAGACCAGAGGUAGGCUCAAGUUUCAUCCAGUGAAGCUGGUUCAAGAGACUUGGCAGCUAGGAGAAUAUAAGGGUUAAUUUUUUUUACUUUCUUACUCAUGUGAUUAACUGUGUUCUUAGAGUCUUGGUUUGGGUUCUGUAAAGAAAUUUUAUAAUUCUUUAUCUUCAUCUUAGUAAGUUGCAGAUUGAUGAUCAUCAAAUAUAAGUUUUACUUUUACCCAAGUGUUUCUUUUACAUGUGGUAUAUUUGAUCGAAUGUAACAUUUAGCUGUGUGUGUUGAUGAUUAUCAAAUACUAGAUAUUGCCCGCGCUA